UGCAGCAGCACCUGAAACAACUGGAGAGUAAAAGAGGAGCGAUUUCAUCACGCAGAGCUUACCUGAGGAACCAGCGGGAGCUGUGUGUUCAGGCUCAUGAGCAGCAGCAGAGUUCAGUCGUGCAGAGAUCGCAGCAGAUCCGCCAACACCACACCGCACAGCUGAAGCGAGAGAAGAGGAGAGCUGAGGAAGAGCAGAUGAAGCAGUGGGUGGAGAACGAGAGAGCAAAGACACUCAACAGAGUGCGCAGCUUCAGAGAGAGGCAUCAGGGUCAGUACGCUUUACAGACGGCUGUGAAGCCGGUGUCACAUGACUCCAGCAGAGAUGACUCCUCCCAGCCCCUGUCAAUCAUCAGCCUUGGGCCGCAGAGCUCCACCCCCCACAGAAAGAGGCGGAGUCAAAAACAGCGAGACAUACCGGUGCAGAUUCUGCUGCCGCCUGGAUCAGCAUCAGCACAGCCAGACCAGACGCCUCCUGCUCCUCUUAACCCUCCUCCUCUUCUUCCUCCUCCUCCUCCUCCUCCUCCUGCUCCUCCUGCUCCACCCAUCAGUGUGAAGCUGCCCGUCCGAAACACUCUAGAGCAAAACUCAGGAUCGAUGGACGAGCUGUUGGCGUCGCUGCAGCGUGGACAGAAACAGCUGCGGAAGGUCACGGUCAGCGCAGAGAGCGGUGAUGUCAGGAACAGCCUGCUGUCAGCCAUCCGUCAGGGCGUGGCCCUGAAGAAAGUCCCGCCCUCCAGUGGCCCCUUGCACAGCACAGACUCAGAGCUCGAGCGCAGCAUCAAAGCUGCCAUGAUGAGGAUGAAGAAGGUGUCUAACGACUCUGAUGAUGAAGGGCCGUCAGACACGCCGUCUGGAGACUGGGAGAGUUAAACGUGACCAUCUAUGAUUCACAAACACUGCUGCUGCUGGAAAAUGUCGUUUCAGUUGCCAUUUCUGAUUGUCAUAGCUAACUUCCUUUGCCUAACUUUGGGUUUUUGCACUGAUAUGUCUUGUCGUAGAAAUAUAUAAGUAAUUUUCCAUGAAAAUAUAGCCAGUUACACUAAACAUUAGAAAUGUGUGAAUGACAUCUGUGACUCUGAUUUGAUCUGUUAACACUUUCAUUAAAGUGCCUGAUCAAGAUUGUA
Carassius carassius (crucian carp) is the source of this 1126-nucleotide messenger RNA. Its product is annotated as WASP homolog-associated protein with actin, membranes and microtubules-like. NCBI's taxonomy places the organism in Eukaryota, Metazoa, Chordata, Actinopteri, Cypriniformes, Cyprinidae. Gene Ontology annotation, molecular function: Arp2/3 complex binding; actin binding. The record is from RefSeq and is a predicted model, not a curated record. The transcript has 5 exons. The coding region runs from base 198 to 872 and encodes 224 amino acids. Gene Ontology annotation, cellular component: cytoplasm; endoplasmic reticulum-Golgi intermediate compartment membrane. Gene Ontology annotation, biological process: Arp2/3 complex-mediated actin nucleation; endoplasmic reticulum to Golgi vesicle-mediated transport.